AUGAGUGCAGAUUUUGAGUCAGGAAUUGUGAGUGCGGAUUUUGAGUCAGGAAUUGUGAGUGCGGAUUUUGAGUCAGGAAUUAUGAGUGUAGAUUUUGAGUCAGGAAUUGUGAGUGCGGGUUUUGAGUCAGGAAUUGUGAGUGUAGAUUUUGAGUCAGGAAUUAUGAGUGCAGAUUUUGAGUCAGGAAUUGUGAGUGUAGAUUUUGAGUCAGGAAUUAUGAGUGCAGAUUUUGAGUCAGGAAUUGUGAGUGCGGGUUUUGAGUCAGGAAUUGUGAGUGUAGAUUUUGAGUCAGGAAUUGUGAGUGUAGAUUUUGAGUCAGGAAUUGUGAGUGCGGAUUUUGAAUUUAAACUUAUGAAAGAAAGUGACGACUGUUGUUGUGAUGGCGGCUGA
Messenger RNA from Didymodactylos carnosus, 390 nucleotides. The record is from the annotation of a GenBank genome assembly. NCBI's taxonomy places the organism in Eukaryota, Metazoa, Rotifera, Eurotatoria, Philodinida, Philodinidae.